Molecule: messenger RNA, 4884 nt
Organism: Suncus etruscus (white-toothed pygmy shrew)
Lineage: Eukaryota; Metazoa; Chordata; Mammalia; Eulipotyphla; Soricidae
Gene: ERCC6L2
Product: ERCC excision repair 6 like 2
Exons: 19
Coding region: 201-4778 (1525 amino acids)
Molecular function (GO): ATP binding; ATP-dependent chromatin remodeler activity
Source: RefSeq, a predicted model, not a curated record
CCCUUGUGAGCUGGCGUCCCGGGUGGCAGCUCUCUUUCGGGAACCCAGCCGGCCUCAGGCUCCCGAGGAAGGGAUGCUCGGCGAGCGGUGGGAGGAGGUAUUGGCCGAGCUCCUUAGGGCCGCCGCCUCCACCCUGCUGCCCUCGUCCACUUCUCGGGCGCCCAGUACCCCGAGUUUGCCGGGUCCCACGCCCUGGCCCGAUGGACCCUUGUGCCGCGGAGCCUCGCGCCGAAACCGCAGGCAAAGUUAUAUGGUAUCCAGGAGAAAGAUGUCUUGCACCUUCUCCAGAUAAUGAAAAUCUUUGUGAAGCAACCAUAAAGUCUGUUACAGUGGAUGAACAUGGAAAGUCAUUUGCAGUCAUCUUUUAUUCAGAUUUUCAAGAGAGGGAAGUACCUCUUAAAAGACUUCAAGAAGUAAAACCUGUUAAAGACUACUCCAGGAACUUCAUAUUUGAUGAUGAAGAUUUGGAAAAGCCUUAUUUCCCAGAUAAAAAAUUUCCUUCAUCUGCUGUUGCCUUUCAGUUAUCUGAAGAUGGAGACACUAUUCCUUUUACUAUUAAUAGGUAUCUGAGAGAUUACCAAAGAGAAGGAGCCCAGUUUCUUUAUGGACACUUCAUCCAAGGAAGAGGAUGUAUUCUUGGUGAUGAUAUGGGACUGGGAAAAACGGUACAGGUCAUUUCAUUUUUGGCUGCAGUUUUACACAAAAAGGGAACUCGUGAAGAUAUUGAAAAUAACAUGCCAGAGUUUUUAUUAAGAAGUAUGAAAAAGGAACUGUCUUCUACAGCAAAGAAGAUGUUCUUAAUAGUUGCUCCUCUUUCUGUCCUCUAUAAUUGGAAAGAUGAAUUGGACACCUGGGGAUAUUUCAGAGUUGUUAUUUUACAUGGUAACAAAAAAGAUCAUGAAUUGAUUCGAAUAAAGCAGAGGAAAUGUGAAAUUGCCCUAACAACUUAUGAAACACUGCGGUUAUGUCUGGAUGAACUUAACAGUUUGGAAUGGUCUGCUGUCAUUGUGGAUGAAGCUCAUAGAAUCAAGAAUCCUAAAGCCAGAGUGACAGAAGUUUUGAAAGCUUUAAAAUGUAAAGUUCGUAUUGGUCUUACUGGAACCAUUCUUCAGAACAAUAUGAAAGAACUGUGGUGUGUAAUGGAUUGGGCUGUGCCAGGACUCUUAGGUAGCAGAACAUAUUUCAAGAAGCAGUUUUCUGAUCCAGUAGAACAUGGUCAGAAACAUACAGCAACAAAAAGAGAAUUAGCUACAGGCCGAAAGGCCAUGCAAAAUCUUGCCAAAAAGAUGGCUGGCUGGUUUCUCAGGAGAACCAAGACACUCAUUAGAGAGCAGUUGCCUAAAAAGGAGGAUCGGAUGGUGUAUUGCUCUCUGACAGAUUUUCAGAAAGCUGUCUAUCAGGCAGUGCUAGACACGGAAGAUGUAACUCUGAUACUUAAAUCAUCUGAACCUUGUACGUGUAGUAGUGGCCGGAAAAGGCGAAACUGUUGUUAUAAGACCAAUUCAAAUGGGGAAGAAAUAAAGACCUUAUAUUUCAGUUACCUCACAGUCCUGCAGAAGGUGGCAAACCAUGUUGCAUUACUGCAGGUUGCUAGUGCUUCCAGACAGCAGGAAACGCUUAUCAAACGGAUAUGUGAUAAAGUGUUUUCUAGAUUCCCAGAUUUUGUGCAGAAAAGCAAAGAUGCAGCCUUUGAAACACUUUCUGACCCAAAAUACAGUGGAAAAAUGAAGGUUCUUCAGCAGCUUCUAAGUCAUUGCAGGAAAAACAGAGAUAAAGUUCUUCUUUUUUCUUUUUCCACCAAGUUACUUGAUGUGCUGGAGCAGUAUUGUAUUGCAGCUGGGCUUGAUUACCGUCGACUUGAUGGAAGAACCAAAUCAGAGGAAAGGAUCAAGAUUGUGAAAGAAUUCAACAGUACAGAAGAAGUGAAUGUCUGCCUAGUCUCCACAAUGGCUGGUGGUCUAGGUCUCAACUUUAUUGGUGCUAAUGUUGUUGUAUUAUUUGAUCCUACUUGGAAUCCAGCCAACGAUCUUCAAGCUAUUGACAGAGCAUAUAGAAUUGGGCAGUGCAGGGAUGUCAAAGUGCUUAGGCUGAUAUCCUUGGGAACUGUGGAGGAAAUCAUGUACUUACGACAAGUAUACAAGCAGCAACUUCACUGUGCGGUGGUUGGAAGUGAAAAUGCCAAGCGUUAUUUUGAAGCAGUUCAAGGGUCAAAAGAACAUCAAGGAGAACUUUUUGGUAUCAAGAAUCUCUUCAAAUUAAGAUCCCAAGGGUCUUGUCUUACGAGGGACAUUUUGGAGAGAGAAGGCCAAGUGGAAGCAGGUGUCAUGACAGCCACUAUGUGGUUGAAAGAAGAACCUGGAGCACAGAGACUGGAAGUGCCUCAAGAACUGAACUGUGAAGAACACAGAAGUGCAGCGGAGCCCACAGAACUACUGGGCAAAGAAUCUUUUGAUCUCCUUAGUGAUUUUAGUGAGGAUGAAUCAGAGGGAAACUCAAGAAUAAAGACUAUUGCAAACAAAUCAUUUAAUUCAAGUAAAGCUCUGGGUCCUCCUGGCCAACCUACCUUACUCCAGUGUGGUUUUUCUAAGUUAUUUGAAGUACAAUGUAAAACAGUUAAGGACAAUGGGGGAAAUAAUGUCUCUCUUGAUGAAAGUUCUGAUGAACAGUCUAUAACCAGUGAUAUUAAUUGUCAAGAAAAUCCUGACUCUCUUGGAACUUUAAAACAUCAGAACUUUGGUGCUGUCCUAAGCCCACCUGAGAAAUGUAUUUUAUUAAAAAAUGAGAAAAUACUAGAACAGAAUGCUUCUUUUGAGUCUGAUGGUAAAAAGAAAUUUAAAAAUACAGCUGACCUACAAGAUGCCAUAGAAUCAGAUGAAAGUGAUGUUAUUUUUCCCACACAGUAUACUAUUGGAAAAUUACCUACAAAUAAUCAAAAGUUAAAGCCACUCAUGGACAGCUCUGAAGAUUCUGAAACAGAAAAUUCUGUAAAAAUAAGAAAUAGUGGUGAUGAUAGAAACACUAAUGUCAGAGGAAAUGGACUAAUUUCAAUGCAGUUAAAUCCAGAGAACAUGCCCUUGAAACCUCUUCUGAAAAGAAAAAGCACCAGUGAUAUUAGUGAUGAAUCCGAUGACAUUGAAAUUUCCCCCAAGUCCAGAGUAAGAAAGCAAAGAAGUACUCGUGCUUUGAAGUUUAAGAGAAACCAAGAAAAUAAAAGAGAGCUGAAAGUAAAGAAAACAAACCCAGAGUGUACAAGUGAAUGUUGUAGCUCUCAGGAUAUCGAUGAUUAUCAGUCUUCAGAUGAUUCAUCUGCCAGCUAUAUUAAUUUCUCUGAACAGAGCCAAAGACCAAAAACUGUAAAAGAAAGAAUGAGUUUUUCUUCAAAAUUGUCCACCCCUAAGAAAAAGACCACUUUCCUACCAAGGAAAUCACUGAAAAUUUCAAAUAAGACAGUUUCUAAUCAAGAACAAAUAUGUGAAUCAAUGGACAAACUUUUAGAUGGCGUUCAGGAAGUGGCUUACAUUCACUCAAACCAGAAUGUAAUUGGAUCAAGCAAAGCUGAAAAUCACAUGAGUCAUUGGGCUGCUCGUGAUGUAUUUGAAUUGAAGCAAUUUUCUCAGCUUCCUGCUAAUAUAGCUGUUGGCACUUCUAAGACAUAUAAAGAACAACGAACAGUAGAUACAUUGACACGUAUAAAGAAAGACCAACAAUCAAAUGAAGAAAAUAUUUCACUUCCCAUUUAUCUUUUACAUCCUGUCUGCCAGAAGAAAAAAGAAAUUUACCAUACUGAGCAAACUACCUUCAUAAUAGGAGAAACACCAAAGGGAAUCCGCAGAAAGCAGUUUGAAGAAAUGGCUUCUUUUAACUUAUCAUCUGUAAAGGAAUUUGCUGAAUGUAUAGCUAAUGCCACUUCAGAAGAACGACAGAAAAUGCUGAAAGAUUUUCAUGCUUCUCAGCAUUUGGAGAUAAAAGAAUUUUUAAUGGAUUCUGCCUCAAAAGUUACUAAAUUUACCAAUGAGGAAGGAGCAAGAGGUAGAAAUAAGUUUGUAAAAAAAGAAUCUCUUAUAAAAGAUAAGUUUUCAAAAUCCAAAACUAUAUCACACAAAGAUUCUGCUAAAAAAAAAUCUCCAGUUUGCAAGCAAGAAGUUUAUCAGGGAAAAUCAAAGCUCGAAGAUAAUGGUUCUUGGAGAGAAGAUCUUUAUAAUGUUGCAGAAGUUAAAAAAUCUAACCAUAAAACUGAUAGUGAGAAUGCCAGCCAAGCUUCCAAAAGAAAUGUACCAUCUUGUUCCCCGAGUAAUAAAACUGAAGCUUAUGAGAGAAAGUUUAAAGGGACCAUGAAACACCAACAGGCCUUAAGAACAGACGUUCCAAGAAAGGAACAGCUUUUCAAAAUAGAAAAUAAAAAAAUAGAAAAUGCAGGGUUAGAAAACACUUCUGUGGAGCACUUGCUUGGUGAUACCUCUGUUCUUGAAGACCUCUUUAAAAGUCACCAAACCAAUUCCACACAGCUGCCAAAGAAAAUUCUUUCGGGACCCAUGAAAAAAACAAAACAGAGAUCAAAAGAUUUCUGGGACAUCUUGAAUGAACAGAAUGACGACAGUCUCAGUCAACUCACUGACUUGGCAGUAAUAGAGACUCUGUGUGAAAAAGUGCCCCAUAGUACAUCUUCUAAAAAAAAAGAGGAACUACAGACUUCUCUUUGGAAAUCAAAUGAGAACUUUUUGUGGAAAAAAAUUAGCUCAAGUGAUGAGGUUGAAAACACUACCAACAUAAAAGAGUAAUUCAUAAAUGAAAUUACUAUGCCAGUGAACUGCCAUCCAUUUUUUGCAAACAUUGUUUUCCCUGUGUUAACCUGAACACAUUGUCACUAACCAAUAUAUUGUCAAC